Messenger RNA from Chlorocebus sabaeus (green monkey), 4196 nucleotides. The record is from RefSeq and is a predicted model, not a curated record. NCBI's taxonomy places the organism in Eukaryota, Metazoa, Chordata, Mammalia, Primates, Cercopithecidae.
UGGAGCCGGUGCGCAAGACGAGCGAGUGAGUGCCUGGCGGCCCUGUGGACUUUGGGCAACUCUGAGAGGGAGAAGGUCGCUUUUACAAUAUGCUCGGGUAGAUAAGCAACAUGUUCUUCCGGGUGGGCUAUCAGAACCGAAGGGACUUUUAAGAGUCACUUUCCGCCGCUCAUAAGGGGAAAUCGAGGUCCGGAGAAGGGAAAGCAAGUGGCUGAAUGCCGGUAAAAGGCAGGAAGAGAGCGGAGCCCAGGGCUCCAGGGGGCCGGUUCGGGACCUGCUUCCACCAGCGGAGUCUAAGGUCAUCCCCGUGGCCGUGCGCCACCCCGGUCUCAGCCGAAGGAAGGCGCACUGGACCCAAACAAAUCCGACGCUCCGAGUCUCCGCAGUCGUUAAGCAAAGAGGAAGGGGAAGCGCUUCUUCACUAGGCCACAGGACCGGGCCUUAGAACUUUUGGGUUUUAUCCAUAAAAGGUCCUUUGGCAAUAGAAGAAAAACCCAGAUAGAAACCUGCAAACUGGGAUCUUCUGCCGGCCCCGCCCUCCGGCUGCGACCCUGAGCUUGAGAGGAACCGCCCCAGGCCCGGACUCCGGUUCCACUGCGCAGUCUGCGCGCUGCAGUAAAGCCGCGUCCACCGCCGCGGGUCCCCAACCCUGCGCCGCCGCCGCCGCCCCGGGGAGGGUACGAAGAAGGCGCGCCGCGGCCCACGGGCCCCUCCAGAGCGCGGCGGGGCCGGGCCGCGCGGAAUCACGGGCCAGAGGCGGGGCCGCGCCGGGGUGGGCGGGCGUGCUAGCGGCGCUUUCCACUCCGGCAGACGCGCGGGCGCCCGGGCGCGGCGCCGCCGGCACCGGAGAGGCACGGCAGCCGGGGCGGGCAGCGGCGGCCGGGCCGCGGCGGGCGCCCGGGCGGGGUCGGCGCUGAGCCGCCUUCUCGGCCGGCUGGUCCCUGCGGCGGCUGCCCGGCGGCCUGGGCGCGCGGCCCUUCGCCAUGUACACCUUCGUGGUGCGCGAUGAGAACAGCAGCGUCUACGCCGAAGUCUCCCGGCUGCUUCUCGCCACCGGUCACUGGAAGAGGCUGCGGCGAGACAACCCCAGGUUCAACCUGAUGUUGGGAGAGAGGAACCGGCUGCCCUUCGGGAGACUGGGUCACGAGCCCGGGCUGGUACAGUUGGUGAAUUACUACAGGGGCGCUGACAAACUGUGUCGCAAAGCUUCUUUAGUGAAGCUAAUCAAGACAAGCCCUGAACUGGCUGAGUCCUGCACAUGGUUCCCUGAGUCCUAUGUGAUUUAUCCAACCAAUCUCAAGACCCCAGUUGCUCCAGCACAGAAUGGAAUUCAGCCACCAGUCAGUAACUCAAGGACAGAUGAAAGAGAAUUCUUUCUCGCUUCUUAUAACAGAAAGAAGGAGGAUGGAGAGGGCAACGUUUGGAUUGCAAAGUCAUCAGCUGGUGCCAAAGGUGAAGGCAUUCUCAUCUCGUCAGAGGCUUCAGAGCUUCUCGAUUUCAUAGACAACCAGGGCCAAGUGCACGUGAUCCAGAAAUAUCUUGAGCACCCUCUGCUGCUUGAGCCAGGUCAUCGCAAGUUUGACAUUCGAAGCUGGGUCCUGGUGGAUCAUCAGUAUAAUAUCUACCUCUAUAGAGAGGGUGUGCUUCGGACUGCUUCAGAACCGUAUCAUGUUGAUAAUUUCCAAGACAAAACCUGCCAUUUGACCAAUCACUGCAUUCAAAAAGAGUACUCAAAGAACUACGGGAAGUAUGAAGAAGGAAAUGAAAUGUUCUUCAAGGAGUUCAAUCAGUACCUAACAAGUGCUUUGAACAUUACCCUAGAAAGUAGUAUCUUACUACAAAUCAAACAUAUAAUAAGGAACUGCCUCCUGAGCGUGGAGCCUGCCAUUAGCACCAAGCACCUCCCUUACCAGAGCUUCCAGCUCUUCGGCUUUGACUUCAUGGUGGACGAGGAGCUGAAGGUGUGGCUCAUUGAAGUCAACGGUGCCCCUGCGUGUGCUCAGAAGCUCUAUGCAGAACUGUGCCAGGGCAUCGUGGACAUAGCCAUUUCCAGUGUCUUCCCACCCCCAGAUGUGGAGCAACCUCAGACCCAGCCAGCUGCCUUCACCAAGCUGUGAUGGAGGGGCGCUCCCUGCUGCCUUGGAAAAAGCACGGGGUCCUGCUCCAGGGAAUGGUGAAAUGACUGGAUUGCUUUUUAUCCAGCCCACAGCAGGGGAAAGAAAGGCCACUCGCAAAGAUGAGAUGGAGGAAGGCACGUGAGCAGAGGAUGCAGCUCCCGAAGACAGGGUUGCUCAGGGGGCUUCCCAGGUGGAGCACUCAGCAAUGCUGUUGAGACGUUUGAAAACAACUUUGGUACACAAAGGCAGCCUUGUGAGCAGAGCUCCUUUCCCUCUCCCCGGGAAUGGCAGGGCACUGGGACCUCUGGUCGGUGCCUCCCACCCACUGCAGCCCUAGUGCCUUAGCUCCAUGCCCGGCUGCAGCCCCACUGCUCUGGACUGUGGAUUGGACGUCAGAGCAUAUUGGAGGUUGCCUGUGUGUUCCCCGCCCAUCCCUUCCGUAACACUCUGCCACUCAGCUCUGGACAAGCAUGCACCAACAGUCCUUAGUUUUGUUUUGUGCACUGGCCUCUCGGUGAAGGUGGUUUCCCGCAUCACCUUCCUGAUGGCGUUUGGUCAGUCACCUGUCAGGGUUUGUGUGGGUUGGGCCCCAAAACAGCAUAUGCUGCCCUAAGUCUGCUCUCUGCAUGUUUUAGAAACAAAGUGGCAAGUCUGCCCUGAACCUGUAAGCAUCAAAUAAGCAUGAGAGAGAACAAAACAUGAUAUAUUGCUUUACUUAAUAGGUUGAAUAUGGUAGGUCUUUGAAAAUAUGAUGAUUCAAUUUUCUCAAUUUUCUUUGCUUUAACCAAAAUUCUAAAUGCAGUUUUGCCUAGUUCUCCCCCGCCCCUUUUUUUUUUUUUUUUUUUUUUUUUUUUAAAAAAAAACCUUUGUAAAAACCUCUCUGAGGAUCAGGAGUCAGUAAAAUUCCACUCCCCAGUGGCCCUGCCCCAGACAAAGGUUGCUUUCCCCCUUUUUGUUCUUUUUAUGCCCCAAGCACUUUCUGCAGUAGCUAGAGGGACAGGUUUCCUUCCAGGAAGGUUUUGAGUUCCUGUGCCUGUAGGCAUCAGGAGAGUAUAUGUGAGAAUAUAUGUCCUGCCUGAAUGGGAAAGUCUUCUAAAAUGGGAAAGAAGUGGUUUCAGCUCCACACAGUGUCUUGUAAGUCUCAACAAAUGUGUACUGUUAGAAGUGGCUUCCACUUACUGGAUUAACUAAUACUUUAUAGGCUUUUCAGGAGGCCACAUCACUAGCAGUAGGGAGAACAAGAUGUCAUUUGUGUUCAGUGUAAGCUGAGUAGACAGGCCCUUCCUAGAGUGUCCUGGAAAUCACAGCAACCCAUUGAAAACUGCCCUCCCCACCAGAACGUGCUGUGUUCUUUCUUCAUGGCUAUGUGUGCUCCAUUCCUCGUUUCUGCUUGGCUCAAGAAAACAUUUCUGCAGUCAGGUGAGACUUUUACAAAAGAGGAGAAAAUCAAUGCCUCCUUGAACAUGAUGACAUGUGAGAACUUACGAUGAAAAAGGCAAUAAUGAUAGAAAUUAUUUCUUAGGUGCAGCAAUAGUUGAUAGGAUGUGAGGGUGUUACCUUGGGGUGAAGUGGAGAAGGUCCCAGGUGAAUUGGCUCUCAUGGAAAUUUGAAAUUGCAAAGUAAACGUCCUGGGGAUUACCCAGAAUACAGAUUUAAAAGUUUGCCUGUAGAGCAAAAUAAAACAGUCAGUUGUAAUUGUUAAUCUGUGAGACCCAACGCAGCCGAUGGGUUGGUAUUUGGGAAAUUCAGAGAAGGGAAUGAGAUCUGAUCGGAUCCUGGGAAGAUGUAUACCCAGUUAGAACCUGUAGGGUUCUGGGUCCCUGGCAAGUCCAGGUGGGCGGGUGACAGGAAAAGCAUGGGCGUUUUUGUAAUGCUGUCACAUGCUAACACAGGUUUGUAAUUAUCUUUUGGACCCAAAUUAUAGAGACAUUCACGGGUUUUCUAGCCCUCACGGUAACAGAGCUAAGAAUUCAGAUGUCAGGAAGUCUGUGAAUCUUGAUGGAUUUUCUGAGAAACCUGAUUCAAUGGCAUAUAUAUGAGGGAAGUAAGACUUUUAAGAAAAUAAAAAGUUAUGCCUCA